AAAAAUCCCGGCAGUUUCCUUUCUCUCCCAAGUGACGGCCGGCUCGCCCAGAUCGGCCAAGCUAUCUGCUCUAGUUCCCCUCAUGGUUGUGUGGAUGCGAUCUCUUUCGACGCGUCAGGAUGUGCUACCUUCAGGCGGCGAGGCGACUUCCUCCUUGUUGGAUGCCCCAUGGCUGCCUCCUCCGAUGCGUCGAGGCGAUCCCCUGCUUGUCGGCAGUGUCAGGACCGGUUCCUCCAGGGCGACCAGGCGAUCCCCUGCUGGUCGGCAGCGUGACGGCCGGCUCCUUCAGAGAGGCGAGGCGGCCUCGUCGUAUAUACGCUGGAAGCGCCAUGGGCGAGCCCCGUGGAGCCCUGGGCGGCGUACAGGCUAGUCGUGUGGCGGCUGACGAUGCUGGUCGACCUGCUCCUGAGCGUGCAGGGCAGCGUCGACGUUCUCAUCCCCCCGUUGCUGGACCAGAUGGACGAGCUAAAGUGCCAAACUGGGAGAGGAAUAGACACUCCAGUAGCAGUGGUAUUCUCUAUGCAAUCAAACGAGAAGCAUUUAGUGUUGUUUCACCAAAUCAAAAGAGAACAAAAUCAGACCACAUAUGAUUGCACAUUAUGCGUGUGUAUGUGGAGAAGAUAACUGGAGUGUGCAAGUUCCGUACAGAAUUGGUCGCGCAGUUGGCGUUGAUUGUAACAUGUACUUUUCGUUAUAUGAUUUUGUGUGGUUGUAAAUUCUGACCUUAUGAAUAAGAUCAAUAUACAAGGUUGUUUGUUUCUUGAAAAA
Molecule: messenger RNA, 768 nt
Organism: Triticum urartu
Lineage: Eukaryota; Viridiplantae; Streptophyta; Magnoliopsida; Poales; Poaceae
Source: RefSeq, a predicted model, not a curated record